CGUAAAUACGCAACUAUUAUGUCUGAAAAAGUCCGCAACAUCUUACGGCCUACGGGUAGGGUACUUGGAAAUCUUCAGUUUCGUCUCGUCGGUCACUUCGUCUGAAAAGCGAUUUAUGUCAACGGCGUGUUUGGAUCGGGAUCGGAAUUAGAAUCGGGGCUAGGGUUUGUUUGCGCUGUGUGUGUUUUUUCUCAAAUGCUAUUUGCUUCUUCUUUUGCUUGGAUUGUUUUCCAUCAGAAUGAUACAAUCUCAAGCUACCCCAUCGCCCCGGAGCUCUGCUUAUCUCAGUGCUCUCGCCCAAGAAAUCGAGAAGACGCUCAAACGGGCGCAAGCUUCUCCUUCGCAGAGUCCCAAGUUGUUGCGAGAGCUGUUUGCUGACAUCGCUUUAGAGGUUGAUGACCGAGCGAGAGAUAUAAUUCUCACGCGAGAAGAAGAAGAAGUGAUUUCUCCUGCAGAGGAUGGCACUAGGGGUCCAUUAUGCUUUUUUGAUGUUCUUGCGGAUUAUUAUGUUCUGGUGCCUGAGAGUGGAAAGCCCAUCCUUGAUUUGAUUGUACAGCUAUGGAGCCAGUCAUUUGCAUCCCAUAUUUUUACACUUUUGUUCCACAAAUGGCUGUUUGAAGUUCAACUUGACAAUUCUGAAGUCCUCCUCCGUUACUCAUCUGCUCUUGUUCAAGGUGCUACAAAUGUUUUAUGGAUUGACAUCCAAACAAAUACUAGGCGUUUUCAAUCCCUCUUUUGUUAUCUCCUUGAGGAAGUUGCACUGGAGCCCACACUGUUAAACAAGAUUCCUGUGCAGGUCCAGAGAGAUCUGUAUCUUUUACUCUCAAGGUUCAUAAUUUUCUACAAUUCAGGUGACAAGCUUGAAAGUUUCUUAAAGCAUUUUCCAGAUUUUCCAAAUGCUUUCUUGGUUGGUGGUCCAGCGGACUUCUUUGUUAUUGAACUUGCAGAUCAGCUUCAAAAGUUAAAGGUGGAACCAGUACUGCUCCAUUACCUUUCACACAUUAAGGUUCUCCAGGGCAUGGAACUGAGAAUGACCACAAGUACAAGGUUAAAGACUUGUUUAUAUAGCUUCACAUCUCCCGGUGGUCCAAUGUAUCCUACAAGAGCCGUUCGUCAUGCUGCCUGGGAUGCACUAGAUUUGCUUUUUCCUGUUGGGAGAUACCCUCGGCAUCUUAUAAGCCUGUUUUUCCGAUUGCUAUAUCCAUGGUAUUGGCCCUCCUCUUGUUGGAACUUCGUAAUCUCUUGCAUAAAGGCAGUACUAUACUCACUGUUAAGGUUGGUAUUUUCCAGUUGGGAGAAGCUGAAAAGGCCAUAGGAAUCAUAAAUGACCCACUAGAAUUUCUUGUAGAGUCAAAACCGAAAAUCACUUUAUAAAGAUUCAAUUUGUGUAGUGUAUGUCCGCCUUUGUUUUUCUCAUUAGCCUCUCUUAUUUUAUUUUUGAGGUGAAGUCAAUCGUACCAAUGAGAAUAUCAGGGUUUGAUGUCAA
Molecule: messenger RNA, 1486 nt
Organism: Alnus glutinosa
Lineage: Eukaryota; Viridiplantae; Streptophyta; Magnoliopsida; Fagales; Betulaceae
Exons: 11
Coding region: 239-1315 (358 amino acids)
Source: RefSeq, a predicted model, not a curated record